Mobula hypostoma (lesser devil ray) is the source of this 6396-nucleotide messenger RNA. RefSeq names its product kelch-like family member 36 (gene klhl36). The transcript is spliced from 5 exons. The record is from RefSeq and is a predicted model, not a curated record. NCBI's taxonomy places the organism in Eukaryota, Metazoa, Chordata, Chondrichthyes, Myliobatiformes, Myliobatidae. Gene Ontology annotation, molecular function: cullin family protein binding. The coding region runs from base 1601 to 3223 and encodes 540 amino acids.
AGGGUCUCGGCCUGAAACGUCGACUGUGCUUCUUCCUACAGAUGCUGCCUGGCCUGCUGCAUUCACCCAGCAACUUUUAUGAAUCACUUUGUGUCUGCCAGCAAAGUUUGGCACUAUAGUGAAUCCGGCAGAAUAAUGCUCUUGGACAACUGUUCAUAAAGACACCUCUUGAUGUGAAAGAAACUGUAAUUCUUUGUUUUAUAAAGAAUAAUGUUAGCAUUGUAGGCAAUCCAGACAAAAUUUGCUAAGAUAAUUCCUGAGAUGAGAGUGUAGUCCUAAAAAGCUUAGACUUGUACUUUUUGAAUUUAAAAAGAAUGAGUUUGACUUUACUUAAACAUAAAAUCCUAAGGGGCACGGCAAGAUAGAUGUUUUCACUAGUGGAAGAUUCUUGGACUAACAAAUUACAAAACGAGGUAGUCGUUUGAAACUGUGCUGCAUAGGAAUUCCUUCUUGCAGAAUUUGGUGAGCCUCUCAAAUUCUUUGCCCCCAAAGUCUGUGGAAGCUGCAUCUGAGGUAUUAAAGAAAGGUAGAUAAUUUUCUUUGUAAGAAUGGGAAAUAGAUGUCUGAAUCAGCUGUAAUCAAUAUUAUUGGAGCCAGGUGCUCAAUCCCCUUCUUCUAUGUUAUUGUUUGUUUUAUUUUUCAUCCUAUCCAAAUCAAAUCCUGAUUCUUACAUCCACUCUGAAAGUGAUCCUUCAUCCUGAGGGGAAUCUGCCACACUGCGCUCAAGUGGUGGUAGAGUACCCCCGUAAGUACGGAGCUGGCUUAACCAAAGGCUUAAUUUUGUACAUACAAUACCUGACUUGACCCAAAUUCAUUGUAUCCAUGGAGUUCCAGUUGGAUAUUUAGGCUCUGUAGAGAAGAGAGACUGUUUUGUUCUUGUAGUUAAAUUAAACCAAAGUCUCCUUCUUCUCUGAAGAAUUUAAGUAUGCCAUCACACUGCUUGAAGAAAUGAAUGAAAUUUUCCUUUUGAUGUUGUCAAUUUUAAUCCCUGAGUCAGCACCACAAAAGCAGAUUUUCUGACCCUAGUCUCUUUGUAUCCCAUUCCUUGCUUCCCAUUCUCUUUAUAUUUGGUUUUCUACUGUAGUGUGAACUAUCUUCCCAUACUAACAGAAUGGGUAUGUCAAUCUAUUCCUAGAAUUGCUGAUCCCAUAAAAGAUUAUUGGGUAAUUUUUAGUUGACAAAUUUAGCAGGUAUUUCCUGAAUGUAGCUGAAAAGCAUGCUUUGAAGCCUCUUGUAGGGAUGUGGUUUAAAAAAGUCAUGACACAGCAGAUGUUUUCCUAUAACAAAACUUAACGAUGUAAUACCUUUUGAUAGGUGGAACUAAGGAAGCUGCAAUGGAGGGAACAAAGCAGUCACGAGUCUCUCGUCCGCACAAGAUUAGUGAAUCAUCAAAGGGCACACAGAACCCACCUCUGGAGAAAAUGGAAAAUGUGGCUUACUUGUGGUGUACAGAUGGGCAGAUCAUUCUAAUGUUGUUCUCCAGGGACUAAAUGAGCAGAGACAAAGAGGAUUAUUCUGCGAUAUUGUGCUUGUGGCAGAUGAACAAAAAGUGUCAGCCCACAGGAGUCUCCUGGCUGUCUACAGUGAUUAUUUUAAUUCUAUGUUUACAAUUGGAAUGAGGGAAGCUUAUCAAAAAGAAGUUGAAUUAGUUGGAGCCUCCUAUAUAGGUUUGAAAGCAGUGAUUGACUUUCUCUAUAGUAGCGAACUCCCAUUAGAUGGUGGUAAUAUUGACUACGUUCUGGAAACUGCACAUCUUCUACAAAUUUGGAAAGUGGUGGAUUUUUGUUGUGAGUACCUUGAAAAUGAGGUUAGUGAAGAAAAUUACCUCUAUCUUCAAGAACUAGCCUCAAUUUAUGACCUGGAACGCUUGGACUGUUUCAUUGAUAGUUUUAUUCUGCAUGACUUUGGUACUCUUUCCUUCACACCAGACUUCUUGCAAAACAUCUCCCUGCAAAAACUUUGUCUGUAUUUAGAGAGCAACAAUGUCCAACAUGAAUGUGAACAUGAUUUAUUGCAGGUUGCACUGCAGUGGCUAACACAGAAUCCUGACAGAAUGCAGGAUGCACACCUCGUCCUUAAAAAUAUCCACUUCCCACUUAUACCUAAGAGUGAUCUAUUGCACAGAGUUAAACCAGCAGUGUGUUCCCUACUCCCCAAAGAAGCAAAUUGUGAUGUCUUCUUGGAAGAAGCGAUACAUUAUCACAAUAACAUCACAAAGCAGCCGGUACUCCAGAACAGACGGUCUGUUCUCCGAUCUGAUUUUGAAAGACUACUGUUUAUUGGUGGGGAAGUGUCUGAACGAAGAGAAGAGCUAAGUGAUGAUAUGUGCUACUUUGAUGAAGAAAAAGGACAAUGGUUUUCUGAAACAAUGUUGCCUGCAAGACGGAGCCACCAUUGUGUAACUGUCUUUGGAGGAUUUAUCUUUAUGGCUGGCGGAAGCUCUUCUCGUGACAAUGGAGGUGAUGCAGCCUCAAAUGUCCUUUAUAGAUAUGAUCCAAGGUGUAACCAAUGGUUAAAGGUUGCUCCCAUGAACCAGAGACGAGUAGAUUUUUACUUGGAUGCCUUUGCUGACUUUCUGAUAGCUGUUGGAGGCAGAAAUGAGAAUGGUGCUUUAUCCUCUGUUGAAAUUUAUGACCCCGUUAAAGAUUCAUGGUCCUAUGUUGCUGGACUACCAAGGUUUACUUAUGGCCAUGCUGGUUCAAUAUACAAGGAAUUUGUGUACAUUUCAGGUGGUCACGAUUACCAAAUUGGACCUUACAGAAAGAAUCUUCUUUGCUAUGAUUAUCGAACUGAUGUCUGGGAAGAGAAAAGACCUAUGAUAACUGCCCGAGGAUGGCACAGCAUGUGCACACUGCAUGAUCAUAUCUAUGCUAUAGGCGGUAGUGAUGAUCACAUUGAAUCAAUGGAACGAUUUGAUAUUUUAAGUGUGGAAUGUUACAGUCCACAAUGUAACCAGUGGACUCGAGUUUCCUCUCUUCUGGAGGCCAACAGUGAGUCAGGUGUGGCAGUUAUGAGCGGAAAAAUCUAUAUUCUUGGGGGUUACAGCUGGGAGAACACGGUGUUUUCAAAAACUGUACAGAUAUAUAACAGAAUUGAGAAUAAGUGGUUCCGUGGCACUGAUCUCCCAAAGUUGAUUGCAGGAGUAUCAGCUUGCAUUUGUGUUCUGAACCCUAGGUCUUCAGAGAAGAAGUUAAAGACUUUACACCAGGAUUGUAGUAGAUAGUAACCAGUCCAAUUAGGUGCAAUCUCAGGAUGUCUGUGAGAUUAAUUUAGCACAUUGUUAUAUAGAAAAAGCAUGUAGCAAUCCUCACCGGUGUUGCGUUUCAGCCAUUUGGCAAUAAUAUUUAAUAGACUUGUGCUAUUUAUUCUCAGUAACUGCUCUGUAAUGCUGUGCUACUGUGUGUUACCUUUGUAUGCAGAAGCCUAAAGUGUUAUGUGAGUGAUCUUAAGAUGUGAUUUUUUUAAAGAAACAAGAAACCUAAGGCAAUGGUGUGUUUUGAAUGGGAGACAGCAAUGUGUGUAAACCUAAGUAUUACUUUCAUUUGUUCUAAUUAUAAAUUACUUGGAGAAAUAGAGUACUCUUAAAGCAGUCUUAAACAAGUGAACGCUAUACACAAAAGCUUUCUAAUUGUCUAGUCCAAUUUCAUUUACCCAGUCUUUACAGAUGAAAUCUGCCAGAUCUGCCAAAAUGUAUUAUUAGUGCAUUAGUUUAAAACAUACUUCCAGAAGUAUUCUUGGUAUAACGAACAAUGCUAAAUAGUCUGAAAGUUUCCCAUUAUGAUUUUCGUAGAGGUAUUAUUGUCUAAUAAUUGGCAGUCAAAAUAAUCAACUAUUUUUAAAAAAUCGUAUAUAUAGUGCAUACCAUAUCACAUUGUGAGAAAGUAAAUAAAGCUUGGCUCUAAUGUUAAUUUAAAUCUAACAUACAAUGUGAAAUAUUAAUGUAGCAGUUGGUGAUUUAACAGUUCAAUGAGGUCAGUAGAAAAUAAAAUGAGCUCACACUUCUGAAAUAUUAUUUUUUUCUCUUUAUCAGAUGCCCUUUGUUCAUACAAGGAAAAAUUCAAAACUCUGAAGAUUAUUUGCCUGUUCCCAUUUCUCCAGUUUUUGCCUUUUGCACCUCUGAUCUCUCCAUCUUGUCUAUUUUCUUGCAUGGAGAAGAACAUGUCUUCUCACUUCUGCUCUUGUUGUAGUUCCACAGAAGAUCAGUUACUUCCCUUACAGACUGAAAUCAAAAACUCCUCACUUUUGAGGAAUAGUGGGAAUGAGGUUUCAUCUCCAAAGUAUUAUUGUGUUUUAACUUGUUUUGAAAGGACCUUUUGGUUUGAGUUUCAAAAUAAUGUGGGUACAUAUUUAGAAAGUAUGAUUCAUCUUGAUCAGUACUGCAUAUAUUUGUACAUUCCUAUGUGACAGAGCCAUAAGGAAAUUUUCUCAGACAUUGUAAAGUAUGCGAAAAUGGCUAGUUUCAGAACAUGAGCGGUGCAUUCUAACAGUUCAAGCACAAGAAAAAAACUUAAUGUAGGUGGAGUUUUCCUUCCUGUUUUAAUAUAGAAGCACAUUUUCUAACUUUUGUAAUGAAGUAAGCUGAAAAUCAUCUUGAAAUACAGCAAUUAAAAAAUCAAACAAUUUCAUUAUAUUUCUGGCAAAUAUACAAAUGCAACACCCCACUUUCUGAGAAUGGGUUAUGCAGUAAUCCCCCUCAUUGCACCCUUUUAACAGACAUAUUCAAACUUUAUAGUACAGAACAUGGGAAACACUUUCCCUCAAGAAAUAAUUUCAUGUUUGCACUGUUAGGGAUUAAAGAUCUACUUUGUGCGUCACCAUUACUGAUCCUGCUAUUGAGGGCACAAGAGUUAUUUUGCUGAAAAUGUUACCUUUGUUUUUAAACAACCAUUUUAAUACAAAAGUCUAAAUGCUACUUUGACCUGUUGAAAUUUGCUGUCUUUGAAGUGUAUGCUUCUCUUUGAUAGACUUUCAAGCUGCUCCCUCUUUUCUGCAAUGUUUUGUUGGCGGUUUGCUUAUUUUACAUGUUUUGUACCUCGUUUUUGGGAUGACGUUUUUAAUAUAGAAUUUCUUUGUUAAUUUGUACUUAUUUUUAAAAGGGGUUCCAAAUAGAAAAUUUAGAAUGAUUUUUAAAAUAUUUCAAAUAACAUGUUAAGCCAAUUAUGAACUAUUGGGGAAAACAAACUACCUGGGUCUGGUGCAACCAUGACAAUCCCAGAUGGAAUAAAUGAUGGCAAUGAAUUAUGUCCAAAGUAAUCUAAAAUACUGAUGUUUACUGAACAAAAUAUUAACGUCAGAAAGCGUUGGAUAACUUAAAGUGCUUGUUACAGAAGAAAAAAAAGUAGAUUCAGCAUAAAUAAAUGUAAUAAUACAUAAAAGGAAAUCUUGUGAGACAGUAGCUGGCAGAUUACGAGGGCAAAUAUUUAUUCCAUAGAGAUUGUUAACAAAGUAUCAAAUUUUAGUUACUUUCUAAGAAUGUAUGAGUUUUUAACCUCUUGGUUAUGGUUGGCUAGCCAUUGGGCACUCCCAAUGCUUUUUGCAAGUUUCUUCUUUUUGACUAGAAUCAAAAUGGCCCCAGUAGGCUCCAAGUAUGUGCACCUAGGUACGUUUUACAGUUGGAAUUAAAUAUUAUUGUCAUUCUUAAUCUCUCGUUCUGUGGUAAUAUUCUUCCAUCUGUAGUAUAGUUGGUGACAAAGUUCCUGCAGUUUAGAAUUUAGUCAUUAUAGUAGCUCUUAAAUCCUCUAUGUAAGCAAUGUGUAGGCACAUGUAUAUGGUUGUAUAUUUCAAAUUAGCAGAAAAUUCUGAACAUACUGGACUUGUCAAUCAUUUCACUUACUAUGGUGGAGGAGUGGGGGGUGUAUUGGGGGAACAGUUGUGCUCCAAUGUAGGUACCAUCAGCUGAAUUGCUUGAAUUCCUGGAAUUAAUUACAAUCUAAUCAUGUACAAAUUAAAAAUGUUCAUUCAUUCUCAUGGAUGUUUGGUACCUAAUCUUAAAUAUAUGGUAUUUCCUUGUACUAUAACAGUAAAUAUUUAUUUUAAUAGAAAAUUCAUUGAAUUUAGAAAAAAAUAGCAUGCUUGCAUGUGCUGUAAUUUUUAAAUGAGUUUGAAUUUGUUUCUUGAGGAAUGUUUUCAGACUACAGUAUGUGUGAUGGAAGAUGGUUCAUACCUUAAGCAAGUCAAAGUGUACAGCAGUUGCAAUUAAAUUAGUACGGUGAAUGUUGGUAUAUCCUGUAAUUGCAGGAUGUAUUUUCUCACUGCUGUAACAUUAAUAAAGAUGACUUGUAUAUUGUACAGCUUCUGAAAUUAAAUGCUUUUUGCAGACUGCUUCAGUUAUUGGUAUAAUGAAAUUACAAUUAAAACAUCAUCUGUAUUUUGGUAUUCCAUACAUGUCAUCCAUUU